Messenger RNA from Grus americana (Whooping crane), 1175 nucleotides. It is a transcript of the gene TP53RK, whose product is annotated as TP53 regulating kinase. Gene Ontology annotation, biological process: protein phosphorylation. The record is from RefSeq and is a predicted model, not a curated record. NCBI's taxonomy places the organism in Eukaryota, Metazoa, Chordata, Aves, Gruiformes, Gruidae. The transcript has 2 exons. Gene Ontology annotation, molecular function: ATP binding; protein serine/threonine kinase activity. Bases 1 to 1023 code for a protein of 340 amino acids. Gene Ontology annotation, cellular component: EKC/KEOPS complex; cytosol; nucleus.
AUGGAGCUUGGAGAGUUCGCAGGUUUCCGGCAAAGGCUACCGAAGAUUGCCGAAGUGGGGGCGCGACGCGCAUGCGCUGUAUGGCGGCAAGGCCCUGUGAUGGCGGCGGCGGAGGCAGAGGCGGGCGGCGUGUGCUCUGGCAUGGCCGGGCCCGGGGCCGGGGAUCCUGCGAUGGACGAGGCGGGGCCCGCGGGCCCUGCGAUGGACGAGCCCGGGCCCGCGGGUCCUGCGAUGGACGAGCCCGGGCCCGCGGGUCCUGCGAUGGACGAGCCCGGGCCCGCGGGUCCUGCGAUGGACGAGCCCGAGGCGGACGCGGCGGGCCCUGUGGUGGCCGAGGCCGAGACGCCGCCGCCGCCUCUGCCGGGGCUGCAGCUGGUGCAGCAGGGCGCCGAGGCGCGCGUUUACCGGGGGCUGUUCCUCGGGCGGCCGGCGGUGGCCAAGCUCCGCAUCCCGAAGCGGUACCGGCACCCGGCGCUGGAGGAGCGGCUGAGCCGGCGGCGCACGGCGCAGGAGGCCCGGUCGCUGCUGCGGUGCCGGCGGGCAGGGAUUUCAGCUCCAGUGGUCUACUUCGUGGAUUACGUCACCAACUCCAUAUAUCUCGAAGAUAUUGUAGACUCAAUUACUGUUCAAGAUCAUAUUUAUUCUGUACAACGGAGUGGAAAUGAUAGCAGUAACCUCCUUACCUUAGCAGAGAAGAUGGGUGAGCUGUUGGCAAGAAUGCAUGAUGAAGAUCUUAUACAUGGGGAUCUUACAACUUCCAAUAUACUUAUGCGGCCCCCCACAGAGAAGCUGGACUUGGUGCUGAUAGACUUUGGCCUCAGUUUUAUUUCAGGUCUUCCAGAGGAUAAAGGAGUUGAUUUGUAUGUUCUGGAAAAAGCCUUCCUAAGCACUCAUCCAGAUACUGAAAUGAUGUUUAAAACUCUGCUAAAGACCUAUGCAGCUACAUCUAAAAAAUCUGGUCCUGUGAUCAAAAAGCUGGAUGAAGUACGGCUAAGGGGAAGGAAGAGAUCCAUGAUUGGUUAGAAGAGUGGGCUUAGGGAUGGAGAAAUAUUGCUACUUAGGUUUUGCAAAUAUGGUUAUUUAUACUUCCAGUUGGUUUUAAUUCACAGAUUACUAUUUUGAUAACUGUGUCUUCAAAUAAAUAAAUAAAUUUGAAUUAGUUUAAGUGGCAUAAA